This is a messenger RNA of Myotis daubentonii (Daubenton's bat), 1251 nucleotides long. It is a transcript of the gene GHITM, whose product is annotated as growth hormone inducible transmembrane protein. The record is from RefSeq and is a predicted model, not a curated record. Gene Ontology annotation, cellular component: mitochondrial inner membrane. NCBI's taxonomy places the organism in Eukaryota, Metazoa, Chordata, Mammalia, Chiroptera, Vespertilionidae.
CGCCAUGCUGGCCGCCAGGCUCGCGUGUCUCCGGACGCUGCCGCCCAGGGCCUUCCGCCCGGGCCUGCCCACCAAGGCCGCCCCCGGGCUGCGGGGCCCCGGCGGGCCGGGCCCGUGGCCCUCCGCCCCCGGCCGGGAAUAUGCCACCAAAACAAGAAUUGGGAUCCGGCGUGGGAAAACCGGACAAGAACUCAAGGAAGCAGCAUUGGAACCGUCAAUGGAAAAAAUAUUUAAAAUUGAUCAGAUGGGAAGAUGGUUUAUUGCUGGAGGGGCUGCUGUUGGCCUUGGUGCAUUGUGCUACUAUGGCUUGGGAAUGUCUAAUGAGAUUGGAGCAAUUGAAAAGGCUGUAAUUUGGCCUCAGUAUGUGAAGGAUAGAAUUCAUUCUACCUACAUGUACUUAGCAGGAAGCAUUGGUUUAACAGCCUUGUCAGCUCUGGCAGUGAGCAGAACUCCUGUUCUCAUGAACUUCAUGAUGAGAGGCUCUUGGGUGACAAUUGGUGCAACCUUUGCAGCCAUGAUUGGAGCUGGAAUGCUGGUACAAUCAAUACCUUAUGACCGGAGCCCAGGCCCAAAGCAUCUUGCUUGGUUACUGCAUUCUGGUGUGAUGGGCGCAGUGGUGGCUCCUCUGACGAUAUUAGGGGGGCCUCUUCUCAUCAGAGCUGCAUGGUACACGGCAGGCGUCGUAGGUGGCCUCUCCACUGUGGCCAUGUGUGCACCCAGUGAGAAGUUUCUGAACAUGGGAGCACCCCUGGGAGUGGGCCUGGGCCUCGUCUUUGUGUCUUCACUGGGAUCUAUGUUUCUUCCACCUACCACUGUGGCCGGUGCCACUCUGUACUCAGUGGCAGUUUAUGGUGGAUUAGCUCUUUUCAGCAUGUUCCUUCUGUAUGACACGCAGAAAGUCAUCAAGCGUGCAGAAAUAGUGCCAGUGUUUGGAGUUCAAAAAUAUGAUCCCAUCAAUUCGAUGCUGGGAAUCUACAUGGAUACAUUAAAUAUAUUUAUACGAGUUGCCACUAUUCUAGCAACUGGAAACAGCAGAAAGAAGUGAAGUGACUCCGCUUCUGACAUCACUAAUGCGUCAGAUUCCUGGCUUGUCUAGUAGGGCAGGUAUUAAUUAAGUGGUUUGUUGAAGCAGCUUUUGUUGAAGUUUAGAAGAUAAGAACUUGUCAUCAUGUUUGAAAUGUCCCAGUAAUGUGAUGCUUCAGGUCUGCUUUUUCUUCUGGAGAAUAAAUUCAGUAGUUCUCUGCCAGAUAA